AUGACCACGCAGAGUUACCAUCUGCCGUUCUAUUUCCAGGCUGUCAAGGGAGUGGACCCCCAAACAUCUGGUGUUGACAUUCUCCCCCAUGGGGUCACCGUCACGAUAGCCACUCUUAUUACCGGCUCUAUUAUCACUUGGCUGGGAUACUACGUACCGUUCAUGUGGGCCGGCUCAGCCAUCUUCACAACCGGUGCAGGUCUGCUGUACACGAUCUCACAGAACACCCCAACGGCGAGAUGGUUCGGCUACGAAGUUCUAGCCGGAGCAGGAUUCGGUAUAGCGAUCCAAAUCCCCAUCUUUGCCGUACAGGUCGCAUUGGGAGCAGGUGACAUUCCCCUGGGAACAGUGCUGAUCAUCCUAUCCCAAGCCCUAGGGGGUUCAGUGGGUCUGUCCAUGUCCCAAAACGUCUUCCAGAACUCUCUCCGCCAGAGGCUAAAGACAAUAGCCGGCAUUGACAUAGAAGCCGUUAUCGCUGCGGGUGGGACUGAUUUGGAACAUGUCGUGUCGGCUGACUCCCUCGCCUACGUCAGAGAUGCGUUUAGGUACGGUAUCUCAAAUGCCUUCCUUGUAUCCACGGCACUUGGCAGCGUCGCCUUUUUGGCAAGUAUCGGAAUGGAGAGAAGGAGAAUCAAGUCAAAGAAGGAAGGAGGUGAAUAA
This is a messenger RNA of Fusarium musae, 660 nucleotides long. RefSeq lists its product as uncharacterized. The coding region runs from base 1 to 660 and encodes 219 amino acids. Gene Ontology annotation, molecular function: transmembrane transporter activity. Gene Ontology annotation, biological process: transmembrane transport. The transcript has a single exon. NCBI's taxonomy places the organism in Eukaryota, Fungi, Ascomycota, Sordariomycetes, Hypocreales, Nectriaceae. The record is from RefSeq and is a predicted model, not a curated record.